Messenger RNA from Rubroshorea leprosula, 1069 nucleotides. Lineage: Eukaryota; Viridiplantae; Streptophyta; Magnoliopsida; Malvales; Dipterocarpaceae. The record is from the annotation of a GenBank genome assembly.
AGUACCCCGACGUGAACAGUAACUCCACUUCCACAAAAUUGGCCAAAACACUAGCUAAUCUCACGGGAUUUUCUCCAAAAAUCACAACAACCAACUAACACUCAAUCACAUAAAUCUCACUUGAAUUAAGCAACAAAACACACUUAAAUCCCUCUUAAUUGCUACCGGAAUUUCCCCAUUUCCUAGCCAAAUUCGGACAUCACAAGAAGCAACUUUAAAUGGAUAAUUUAAGCCUUAAAAAGCUGUCACAUACCAGAAUUUACAAGCAAGGAACCGGAGCUAGCAGAUUGGGGAAGGCCGGCGGGAUCUGCAGGGGAAGCUCACGGAAACUACCCAAAAUUGAAGGAAAUAAGAGCAAUCAAAGUUAACCCAAGCCAAUUCAAGCAAGAACAAAGGAAUUAGGGGCUGUUCUUACCGAAAAAAAAUUCCCAGAAAUCACCCACAAUCAAGAGCAGCCGGCGGAAGGACAAAGCAGAGCAGGGCAGAUCCGGCUUUUCCAGCAGGGGGGAAAGAUUUCUGGGUUCUAGGUGUGUUCUAGAGCAAGAAAGGAAGGAGAAAACCAAGCUUAUCUCACCGGUUUCUCAAAGGCAUGGCUGGGUUCCCCUUUUUUUUUUUCGGGUGGCUGCAGCGGGAAGAGAUGAGCAGAAUCGGGAAAUGGCUGGCGAAGAAAGAAGGAAGCCGCCCGAUUCUGCUCUUCUUCUUCUCCCCUGCACCGAACAAAAACCCAGCCAUCGACACACCACCCACUUGGAAAAAACAAACGGUAAAAAGCUUGUGUUUUUGCCCUUCUUUCUUGUUCAAGAACAAGAUUUAAAGCUUAGAAAUUCCCCCCCCCCCUCUGCAGAAUUUCCGGAUCUGCUCUGCUCUUUCUUCUCUGUCCGUGCCCUUGGCUGUGUGUGGGUGUGAGUUUUUGGGUUUUCUGAUCCCUUGAAAUUCUCCUUCAUUCCCGCCGGCCUCCCCCAACCUGCAGCUUCGGUUUGCUUGCUGGAAAUUCUGGUGCUGUUAUGGCUUAGAGCACUUGGAUUGAGUUAUUAGGUGCUGUUAUGGCUUAGAGCACUUGGAUUGAGUU